Messenger RNA from Ruditapes philippinarum (Manila clam), 5206 nucleotides. RefSeq names its product malignant fibrous histiocytoma-amplified sequence 1 homolog. Gene Ontology annotation, molecular function: protein binding. Bases 570 to 4100 code for a protein of 1176 amino acids. Lineage: Eukaryota; Metazoa; Mollusca; Bivalvia; Venerida; Veneridae. The transcript is spliced from 4 exons. The record is from RefSeq and is a predicted model, not a curated record.
UACAUUUUGAAGCCUUCGCGUCACAUUUCGAUGAAACUAGAUAUAAAAUCACUAUUUUUCCGCUGUUUUCAGCUAUAUCAGACCCAUUAACGAACAAAAAGCUCUUGUCAAUAUCCUAGGAAAGUUACGACCAAAUUUGUGAAAGUUUUAUAGGAUUAGGUGACUAUUGUAUACAACAGAGGGAUAUGUUGAAACUUUUAAACAAACACUCGAACAGUCUAGUGUAACAAACAUUGGCUUAACCGUAUAAAUUAAUUCAAUCAAUGUAUUAAAUGUAAAUUCUGUGAUCUAAAAGUUGACCAGUAACCAAGGGCUUGGGAUUAUGUUGUAAAAGAAUUUUUGGUGGAUAUUUCACAGUGCACACAUUUAUGAUAUUAUAUUCACAAAUAUAAGUUUUGAUUUAAAUCAUGGAGAAAUGGAUAAAAGGAUUACGAAAAGUGAAAUUAUGAAAAUAGAAUUGAAAAAUGUGUUCAUUUAAUUAAAAAUAUAAGUAGUGUUUAAAGUUAAACUAAAUAGAGAACAAUAGUAAAAUAUUUAAUUUUGGGAAGAAUAAUUACAAAACAAACAACAUGUUGAAGAAAGCCAGGUUUGCUAAGCCACUUGGUGAAGUUAUGGAAAUAGAGGCCAUGGAGAAGCCAACAUCAGCCAAAUCCAAGGCCAGCACGUCUUCUGGUCACCGUGACAAUAGCCCACCAAAGUCAGCUGGUAGCAAAUCAUCAAAGAAAAGUCCCAGUCCGAGUAGAAAAGCCAAAAAUGUGUCACCGAACAGAAAAUCUGGUGGUGAACUCAAGUCUGCAAUGAGAAAGUCCAGCGGUAAAGAGAAGGGCAAGAAGAAAACAGUGGUUAAGUCCCCUGAUUUGACAGCAGACGGUCUUAAAAUAGUUGACAUGUCAGGCCAGGGGAUGACAGUUCUACCAUUAUCUGUUGUAGGAGCAAAAGAUACUGGGGAACUAUGUCUUGCAUCAAACAAUCUACGUUCUCUACCACCGGAACUUCGGCGCUUAACAACACUCACAAAACUUGAUAUCAGCCGGAAUGGGAUACGGUGCACAAAUCCGAAUGAUUUUAGUGGCCUUCCAACAGAACUUAAAGAACUUGUAAACUUAGUAGAAUUACGAAUUUCCGAAUGCAAUUUACCAUAUAUCCCACCAGCAAUCUGGCAAUUGGUACAACUCAAAAUUUUGGAUAUAAGCCGUAACAAGAUAAACAUGCUUCAACCAGAAAUUGGAAACUUGACAAAUUUGCAGAAAUUGAAUCUACAGCAGACGAAUAUUACAACUUUACCGCCAGAAAUUGCAUAUUGUCAGGAGCUUGAAGAAAUUUUACUUUGGGGUAACGUUAUUGAAUCUUUACCAGAAACACUUCCAGAAAUGCUUAAACUACGCACAUUAGCAGUCAACUAUCGCAGUUUUUGUGCCCAAGUGGAUUCUUUCCAAGAAUCUGAAGAAUUGCUACGCAAAGGGAAACUUACUUCAGAACAUAUUCCUCUAGUUGUGUUUGAACUAGCUACGCUUGAAGUGCUGGAUUUAGAAAACACAAAAAUUAACAAUAUUCCUGAUAUGAGUAACAUUUCACUGAGGGAACUGUAUGUUUGUAAAAACUUCCUUAGUAAAGUGCCACCUAGUCUAUUCAAUUUGAAUCAUCUGACAAUGCUGGACAUGUCAAACAAUCUGUUGAAUUUAUUGCCAGAAGACAUUGGCAGAGUUACCAGCCUUGUAAAUCUUCGACUAAGUAGCAAUCGUAUAGAAAGAAUUCCAGCUCGAAUCAGGGAGCUUGUUAACCUACAGGAAUUAAACCUUGCUGAUAACCGUAUCCGCUUCAUGCCAACAGCCAUUGGAGGGUUAAAAAAGCUGAAAACUCUCCUGAUAGAGAAAAAUGAACUCAGCUGUCUACCUGAUGAACUUUGUGAGCUUCAAAACCUUGAGACACUUGACAUCACAGAAAACCGUAUCACUGCUCUGCCAAUGAAAAUGCACAAAUUAAAAAAUCUUGUGACUGCUCAUAGCUUCAAAAGGCUGUCCAAGUAUGGUCUAUGGUUGUACAAGAAUCCCAUACAUCAACCGCCACCAGAAAUCUGGAAAACUGAUCAUCCUACAAAAAUCUUCGAGUAUCUGAAAAAACUCGCUAUCAUCAAAACAGAGAACCUUCAGCGGCAGAAAUUGUUGUUCUUUGGUGCCAGUGGGAGUGGCAAAACAAGUCUCAUCAAUGGUUUAAUUCACCGGAAAUCACUUAUGACCAGAGGAGAAGGCGAUAAAACACGUGCAUUGGUGCAGACGCCUUGGAAGACCGAGAACAAUGUAGAGUUUAUGAUUAAUGACUUCGGAGGAGACAGUGCUUACACUAUGAUCUAUCCAAUGUUUUCAGACACUAAAGGUAUGGUACUGUUGGUGUAUAAUCAUGGCUCGUACAGCACAGACACACAUUACAACGCUAUUGGUCAGUGGCUAGAAUUCCUGAGUGUCCACAUGCCUGGCGUGGUGGUCAAGCUAGUGGGUACACAUCUUGACACCUAUGAAGAAUUUGCAAUUGAAGAUGAAAAUGGGAACAUUUCCCAAACCCCAGACACACUUUCACGAACUUCAUCACGCUCAUCUAAGUCACCUCGUAGAUCUCAACUGUCAUUACAUUCUGGAAGGUCUUUACAAAGUGCAGCGAGUUCAACUAAAGAUGAGCCUAUGCCAAACUUAGAUUUGAAAGACAUGUCUUUGAAGGAAAUGUCUACGCCAACACCAAUAAGCAGGGCCAGUAGCUACAUUGGUCUAUCAAAGUCUGUCGAAGAACUGGUCAAAACAAAUGUUGAAAGACAAAUGCAACAAUACGCUCAACUUCUACAGCAUGAGUUUGAUGAGCUUGAGCAAAAAAUCAAAUCUGGUAGUGAUGGAAAGAGGUCUUCACAAUACAUCAAACAUUUACAAAUACAGAAAAAUCAACUGGAGUUUUUGAUUAACAAUCCUUUACGCAUAAUUCCCGACAUUUCCUUGGUCAGUAAUAACGAGGGAUUAUAUGGUGUGAGUAGCCUUAUAGAAAGCGUAGAACUCAUGGUAAUAGACAAAAGCCUAUUUCCCUUUGCACAAAGAUCUGUUCCUAAAAAGUGGAACAAAAUGAGACUGGCACUGAAGAAACACAAAGACUACUUCCUCCCCUGGAAGCAGGUCAUGAUGUGUGGAAAAGAAACGGAAGUAACAGCUGAUGAACUGACCGACUGUCUACAAUACCUCCAUGAUACAGGUGAAAUUCUCUGGUUUAAGGACAUACCUGCGCUGUCGAAGAAAGUUUUCCAAAAACCCCGUAUCCUUGUGAAAAUGCUCGCAUCAAUCUUUCGUCAUGACAUGGAAGCAUUCCUGGACUUUGAAGUGAACAAAGUUUUCCUGAGUAAAGGGAUGUUCAGCAGAGAAGACUUUGAGAAUGCUAAAUUGCUUUUCUUGAGAAACGGUCAAAUUUCCCGCCCACUCAUGAACUGCUUCUGGUUUUAUGAAGAGUUGGACUAUGAACAAUUCAAUAACCUUGUUGACCUUGCACCCACACUUGAUAUCUGUUAUUCCGUUCCAGAACCCACGUCACCAACAGGUUUGUUGUAUAGCUACCCUAUUGUAGUCCUUCCAUGGUAUAACCUGGACAAGGCGGGUCAAGACUUUGCUGAAUACUGGAAUGAGGCUCUGGCUGAAUUCAUCGAACCUGUCAUCACAAAUGUCACAUAUGUCCUACCACUUGGCCUACCAGCAGGACUGUUUGAAAAAUUGUCGUCUGCACUACAGACACAUGCUACCACAAGAAUUGAUUGGAAAGAUUCUAUUUUCGCAACUACACAAAACGAAAUCUUCAAGAUAGCACUAAGUGGGAACACCCAAAAGUCUGUUCCCGAGGAAGAUACUGGAGAUAUUCCUUUAGCAUAUCAUACAGAAAAUCUCCUUACCCUAACCAUUGCAGCAGCAACUGACAACAAAACAGGGGCAACAACUCUUCUCAAAGAAAUGACGAGAAUGAUCACUGACUUGCUAGCAAGGGCACCUGGGCUAGUGUGGAACUUAGAAGUGUCUGAUGAGCUCUGGUUCUCAUCAAAUGUACAAUAUGCUCUCAAAUCUGUACAGUUCUCAAAAUAGAACCAGAUAUAGUGCAAACUAAACUUUGUGUUUGUACAAAAAACGUAAAGUCAAAUAAAACAUAAGACUCUUAUAUCACAAAACAAACAGCAAUCAAGUGUCAUUUAUCAAAAAGAUGUUGAACUCUAGUCAUCUGAUAUAUGCUUUCAAAGCAAACAAAUGAAAAAUCAAGUAAGGUUGCAAUAAAUAUUUUUAUUGCAGGGUAUGUAUUUGGUAUGAUAAAAUUCCCUCGUAAUUUACAAGCAUAUCAUAUACAUUCAAGACCAUAAGUGCUCUUGUAGGACAAUUUAUUAGAUAAUAUAUUUAUGUGAUAUAAAUCAAAAUAACUGUUUUCUUUAAAAUGAUGUAGACAGCAUUUUCCUUCUAAGAUAGGAAGAUAGGCAUUAAUUAAGGAAAUUAUAUGUAAAGUUUAUAUAGAUUUCAAAGCUUAAAAAAUCAUAAUUUUGUGGGUGUUUUUUAUUGCCAGUUAUGUAUCUGAAAUUGGUAUCAACCAAAAAUAUAUGAACUUAUGACCUUUCUUUUUUAUUUUAAAGAAAUCGACUGAUAAUUAGGAACAAUAUUUUAUUCAAUAUUUCUCAUAUGAGUAAUGAUUAAAUUUAAAAGGUAAGACAGUAAGACAGUAAGACAGUAAGUAAGACAAACUUUAUUUAUAGUCGGUUAUGAUUAACAGUACAAAACAUAAGCUUUAAGCUUGUAUCCGACAUGAACAAAAUAUAGAAAAUAAUAAUAAGAAACAAAGAAACAAAAACAAACAGACACCAUAAGAUAAUAAUACAUACAAUUAAUUUAUAUAGUCAUUGUAAUGAAAUCUGAGCAUUUACAAUGAAAAUACAGUCAUAUCUAUUAACAGGGUUUUACAUAUAUACAGAUACAUAGUACAUAAUUCAAGGAAAAGACUAAAUUUAUUUACAAGCAAAAAACAGGAAUCAAGUAAAAUAGAACAUAAACGAUUAGAUGCACAUAGAGCAGGCACACUUGUCAUUACUCCAUGUUUCAAUUAGUCGUUUAAACUCAUUUAAGUCAGAUGUACAUCUUAGAUCAUUAGAUAAACUAUUCCAGAUUUUAGAUGCUUCAAAGCGAAAACUCUUUUUACCAUAAUUGGUUGU